CGUCGGGAUUGUGUGAAAGACAGGGAACCAAGGCGCUUGUUGGUGUAACAGCUUUGCGGGAGGUAAUCCAAACUGUUAAGAAGCUGAGGACAACAUGUCCCAUGUUCUGAACAUCAGAAGCAUCAGACAGGAGGACAUUAAGAAAGGACUGCAGUUUAUUCAGUCUUCACUGCCUUACUUAGGAACACAGGAAGAUUAUGAGAUUUUUGAAAAAGCUUGUCAUAGAUCUUUACAAUGAAGGCAAUGAUUUAUAUAGAGAAGACUGUGCGAAGGAUUCCCUAAGCCAGUAUACUGAAGCUCUAAGCAUAGCAGAGUAUGCAUCUUCUGAUGAUAUCAACAUCCCCAGCAAGACUUGGGAAAGGCUGUACGUGAACCGGGCUGCAUCCUACUUGGAAAUGGGUUUAUAUAAGGAAGCUUUAAAAGACUGCGAAGAUGUACUAAAAUUAAAUGACUGCAAUCUUAGAGCUCUGUACCGCAAAUCCAAAGCCUUAUUCAUGUUAGAGAGAUACACGGAAGCUUAUGAUUCUGUAGCCAAGUGCUCUUUGAGUGCUCCACAGGAUGAAAGUGUGGUGAAGUUAUCCCAAGAUAUUGCUGUAAAGCUAGGCCUGAAAAUCAGAAAAGCAUAUAUCAGAGCCAAGACGAGUUUAAGCAUGGCUUCAGAAGAAGAAGGAAGAAAGAAUGUGGACUCUCUUGCAGAACAUAUAGAACCAGAUCUACCUGCAUUUAAUUCUGAAAGCCCUCUCUUGCCCUUCUCAUCACUUGCUGUUGCUACUGACUCCUUCAGUGGAACACCUUCAUCUUCAGCCUGCAUCUCCCCCAGUGUGUUUCCCAUUGCAGAAGUGGGAACAUUUCCUUCUGCGAUUGCCAGUAAUGGCGUAUCAUCUCCAUUUUCUAUCACAUGUAUGAAUUAUGGAGAUGGAGAUAUUCUAGGUGAUGAACUGGAUAAAUUUCUUGAUUCAGUGCCAGGAUCAAAUGACAUUCAUAAGGCAAGUGCUGCUGUUGGACUCUUCCCAAGCAGUAAACAAAAUAUUUCAGGAUCUCCAGUACAAAAUAUACCUGUCUUUCCUGGAUUUUCAACUGAUCAAUACUCCCCGUCACUGAUUUCAUCCUUUGAAUCUAUGGUUUUGACCUCUGCAACUGUAACCGACUAUCAAGGCGACCCAUCGGUUUUAGGACAAAUAAAUGGAACAUCCAAAACAAGUAUAUCAGACACAUCUUCCUUCAUAGGGAAGGACUCCACAUAUCUCUUCAGACCUAAUAGUCCUGAUAUUUUAGGGGCUUCUCUGAAGAUAUCCUUACCAGACUCUUUAGUUAAUGGAGCCCAGUCCAUUUCACAGUGUACUUUGAAAGGCAUUAACCCUCUUGAAGAUACCCAUGAAUUUAGACAGGCUUGCCAGUUCUGCUUUUCCAAAUCUGGGACAAGCCAGGCCUUUGUAUUUAAUUCUGGUUUAAAUCAUAAAUGUAAAAAGGAUAUACUACUUGGAAGGAUUAAAAGCUCUGUGGAUGCAUCAUGGAAGAAAAUAAGACCAAGGCCAAAAAAUCAAUAUUUGGGACCUUUCUAUUUAUGUAAAGAUGUCCUCCAAGGAAAUGAUUGUACAUAUCCAAACUGUACCUUUGCAUACUCCCAAGAAGAAAUUGAUGUGUGGACACAAGAAAGAAUGGGAACCUUCUGCCGAGAAGCCCUUUUUGGGGGUAAAGGCAAGAUCAGCCUUACAAUACCACAUCUACUACAGGAACACCCUGGGACGUUUGUGUUUCUCUGUGGGAAAUGCUUUGAUCACAAGCCCAGAAUUAUAAGCAAGGGAAAUAUGGACAACCCUUUUUUUUGUUCACACCCUGGUUUAAAGCAUGCUUUUCAAGAUGUCAAAUGCCUUGUGCACAUAAACCUAGGGGUGACUGUAAAAUAUUCAAAGAUCCGCCCUUUUGAAUUAAAUUUUGUGUUAGACUUAUGUCGACAUGAGGUUCGAUAUGGAUGUCUGAGAGAAGACUGCUGCUUUUAUGCACAUAGUUUGGUAGAACUCCGGGUUUGGGUCAUACAGAAGGAGACAGGAAUAUCUCUUGAUGCCAUUGUUCAGGAAUCAAGAAAGAGUUCAGCAGCGGAGUCAUUUGCCCCUAGAUCUCAGGUGCUUAAUAUCCCAACUAAUGCAGGUAAUCCAAACGCCAAGAUAAAGUUUGUGUGUGGACAGUGCUGGAGAAAUGGACAAGUCAUCGAGGCAGACAAAAACAAGAAAUAUUGUAGUGCAAAAGCGAGACACCAGUGGAGCAAGGACCACCGGAUUGUCUUAGUGAUGUCUGAGCGUAAAAAGUGGAUAGCCAUCCGCCCUUAUCCAGCAAAGAAACCAGCUCCUCUGCAGUUUGAGAUGUGCAAUCAUAUUGCGAGUGGCAAAAAAUGUCAGUAUAUAGGAAACUGUUCUUUUGCUCACAGCCCAGAAGAAAAAGAAAUCUGGACCUCUAUGAAAGAGCUUGGGCUUCAGGACAUGGAGCAACUAUAUGAAAAACUGAUGAAAAAAGAUACAGUUGAAAAAUGGGAUGGAGCCUCAGCUCAAGUAAACAAACAAAUUCAUCUUCCUACUGACUAUGCAGAAACAACCGUUGAUUUUCAUUGCUGGUUGUGUGGUAAAAACUGCAAUAGCGAGCGCCAAUGGAACAUGCAUAUUUCUUCAGAGAAGCAUAAAGAAAAAGUAUUUCACUGUGAAGAGGAUCAGAAUAUUUGGCAGCAUCGCUUCCCAACUGGGAAAUUUACUGUAUGCAAAAGGUUCUUAUCUGGCAAAUGUCCUGAAGGAGAAGAUUGCAGUUUUGCCCAUGGAAAUGCCGAACUCGAAGAAUGGAUGGAACGAACUCAAGUUCUACGGCAAAAACUCCUCAAAGCACGCAAAGAUAAGCUCAUUAGCCCAGAUGAUAAUGACUUUGGAAAAUAUAGUUUUCUGAUUAAUGAUUUAAACUAAAUGGCAGAAAAUAACAAAUGAUGGAUAAAAAUGACCUGAUGGAUUAAAAUCCCAUAGACCUGAGACACAUCUAGCUGUGUCAGAAAAGAUGUUUUUGAUUCUCUUGAUAUUAUGGGCCAUGCUAAGCAGAACUGGGCAGAUUUGGAAAGUACCACAGAGAAUCUUUACUGUAUGACAUUUAGUCUGCUUGGCAGUUAAGAGACCAAAGGGACAAUAAAGGUACAGGCCUAAUAUCACCAUCAUUACCAGAUUUUGUAGGGAAAAAAGUGAAUAUAAUCACCCACCAAUCACAUUUAAAGUUUAUGUUUAUAUAUUUAUAAAUUGCCAUAAAAGCACUUUGGUUGUGAGAAGACUCCCGAGUUAGUCAAGAAAUCUGAAAGUUCUAUGUAAUAUUUUUCAACCAUGUGUUUAGCGUGGAUGCAUGAUCCAUAAUAUUGUUUGUUAUUUUGCAGCGCAAUUCUUUUCAUUUCAUUUUUUUCUCUUAUUUGUGGAGGCAGCAAUAAAUCAAAAAUCUAAUUUGCCAAACGUGGGCAAAUUUUAUAUGUGCUAUCCUUGAUACACAAAGCAGAAAAUUAUAUAUAUAUAUUCUUAAGAAAUAUUUCUAAUAAGCCCUUGUGCUAUGACGCUGCACCCUAUUGAGAAGAACAUUUGAAUAUUCCAAGGCCUCAGGAAUGCACCGUAGCAUCUUAUUUGCUGUUUUUCCUCCUGCUGAUACAAUCGUUUGGGGUAAAUUGAUAACAGAUGGAAAAAAUGUUCAAGGUAUAGUAACCCACAGCAACCAAUCAGAUGUUUGCCUUGACUUGACCUGCUCAUUGGUUUCUGUGGGUAACUAGGUUCUUUGAACUUUUUUUUUAAUUUUCCUUAAUAUUCCUUAAAUUGUUAAACAAUUAUAAGUUUAUUCUUACAACUACAUCCUGAAAAAAUGCAGGAGAACCAAAUUGUGAUUUAGGCGUGUGCUUUUCCUACUGUUAGUUGUUAUAAGGUCACUUUUUGUUCACGUUUGUAUAUAUCACUUUACUUUUUAAGUGUCCUUUCCUAAAAAAAUAACAUUAUACGUGCUUUAUGUCAUUUAGUCUUCUUACAUUUAUACACUUGUUCGUUAACUUGUUUUUAUUGCGUUUUAGAACAAAACAUAAUUUUUAUUAUUUUGGAUGCAAUGUUAUUAGAGGAGAGUCUCUUUCCUUUCCGGUUCUGUCUAGGGAUGUGCCAAAUCCACUAUUUUGGAUUCGGCCAAAAGAUUCGAAAGAUUCGGAAGAUUCGGACGAAUACCGAACCUAAUCCUAAUUUGCAUUGCAGGGAAAAUAUCUUUUACUUCCUUGUUUUGUGACAAAAAGUCAUGCGAUUUCCCUCCCCAUCCCUAAUUUGCAUAUGCAAAUUCGGUUCGGCCGGGCAGAAGGAUUCAGCCGAAUCAGAAUCCUGCUGAAAAAGGCCGAAUCCCGAACCAAAUCCUGGAUUCACUGCAUCCCUAGUUCUGUCUAAGUCCUCUGUAUCAUUCCCUAAUCUUUGUCAUAAACCACUGUUGUUAACCACACCGUUUGAAAGUCACAACUGUAAAAAACAGAUGCACGAUAAUGGAGUGCUCAACCUGUAAAAACAUAAACACACUUGGUUUCAGUAUGCUUUAAUACAGAUGAUUAAUCAGAUGGACUUUUGCGUAGCUUUUGUUUUUUUAGUGUUCAUUCUAUAUAAUGGAGUCAAUACCAUAGCACUGUAAACCUUGUUACAAUGUACAGCAAUACAAAGAAAUGAGGGUUUUUCACAACAUACCUUGCCUCCAAAUCCAGGUUAGAUAUCCAGCUAUUAUGGUGUCUAUGCAUUUUGAGUAGGGUGUGGUGGAUAUAAACAUCUACAGUGAGAUGUAUGCGCUUGAGAUGUAACCCUUGGGUACAAUAUAAUCAUUCCAGCAUUUACCUUUCACCAGCAUACUGAACCACAAGUUUUUUGUGCCAACAAGUUUUCAUUUGUAGUUCUAAAAAUAAACCUUUGUCCACCGGUCAGAUAUUAACAUAGUAUGACGUGAGUUGAAAUUGGUUUAAUUCACAUGUUUUAGGCCUGUUGCACAUGUUGCAUUUUCUGCACUGGCAUAGAAAACACUGAUCCAACAAGCUUGGCUCUAUCUGGGUCCUCAUGCGUGCAUUUUCUGCUACGGACAGGCCAGAUGUGGGCCAAAUCAGUGUUUUCUCAGUCAUAAAAACACAAUUUGUGCAAAUACCUUAGGUACCAACUGCUUUGCUACUUAAAAAAAAAAAA
This is a messenger RNA of Xenopus laevis (African clawed frog), 5195 nucleotides long. It is a transcript of the gene zc3h7a.L, whose product is annotated as zinc finger CCCH-type containing 7A L homeolog. NCBI's taxonomy places the organism in Eukaryota, Metazoa, Chordata, Amphibia, Anura, Pipidae. Gene Ontology annotation, biological process: miRNA processing. The record is from RefSeq and is marked provisional. Gene Ontology annotation, molecular function: miRNA binding; metal ion binding.